Molecule: messenger RNA, 927 nt
Organism: Miscanthus lutarioriparius
Lineage: Eukaryota; Viridiplantae; Streptophyta; Magnoliopsida; Poales; Poaceae
Source: the annotation of a GenBank genome assembly
AUGACUUUGUCCGCGGCUGCUCAUCGGGCACCUCUUUCGGAGGCCAUCUUCGCCAACCUGGCCACCAGAUUAACGGGUGAUGCCCAGCUGCUCCUGCUUUCGGACGUCAAGCCGGUGCCCCUGCGCAGCCGAUGGAGAUGGCGGCCUGCGGCUUCAGAUGGCGCUGGGCGGACAUCCAGGAUGGAGCGGCUCCUGGCGGCCACCAUCUCGUCGCCGGAGCCCAUGCUACCGGUGCAUAUCGCCAAGGGCGGCGAGAAGGAGCUGAUUGAUAAGCGGCAAAUCAUGUACGCCAUGGCAGCCGCGUUGCCAGUGUCUCUUCUGGCUUCAGCUGCGGGCGUCCACGUCUUCGCCGGCCGAGGGGCUUGGGUAGCCGGCGCGGGUGUCUGUGUGUGGACCAUUUUGAGUGCAGGAAUGGUGCUUAAUCAGUACGGGAAGCUCAACUGGGAGCUGCUGGCGGCCAGGCAUCUGAACCGGAGUAUCGUCAGAGCGGACGACAUCAUCACUGGAGAUGCUGAUUUGGCGGAGAGGGCCGGCAAAACGACGGGCAAAAGACCUAAGCUGAUGCGCAAGCGCGCUCCAUUCUCUUUGCGCGGAUCUCACUGGGGUCGCCGAGAUGUAGGGAUGAAUGAACAAGAAAACAGGGAUUACGCGUUGAUCUGUAUGGUGUCCUUGCUGGUUGUGCUAGCGAACCAAACUGUAGAUAUUACCGAUGGUGAGGGUGUGACGGUAUUGGUGCUUACCUGCAUCAUGGUGGUGGCUAUCUGGGUGUAUAUAGCCACGGAGAAUGACGAGGACAACGUUGCAAGGGUGCUCUGUUUUAUUAUGCUUGUGUUUUGUGCGGUGGCUACAAUUGCAAUCACAAGGUCUCCUCCUCCUCCUGCACAGCAUGAUGAUGUCGAUGCUUAUUCGAGCGACGACAUGGUGUAA